Schizophyllum commune H4-8 is the source of this 2931-nucleotide messenger RNA. RefSeq lists its product as uncharacterized. Gene Ontology annotation, cellular component: plasma membrane; cytosol; cytoplasm. The coding region runs from base 369 to 2516 and encodes 715 amino acids. Gene Ontology annotation, biological process: ubiquitin-dependent endocytosis. The transcript has 3 exons. Gene Ontology annotation, molecular function: ubiquitin protein ligase binding; protein-macromolecule adaptor activity. The record is from RefSeq and is a predicted model, not a curated record. NCBI's taxonomy places the organism in Eukaryota, Fungi, Basidiomycota, Agaricomycetes, Agaricales, Schizophyllaceae.
GGGGGCUUGGGGGGUACUCAUCUUGGGGGAUGCUCCACAACGCCUGCCCUUAAGCUUUUCUAGCGGCUGAAAGAGUGCUCAAGAUCAUUUUAUGGCUUCCCUCGAUGGCACUAUCGAAGUAGUACGUGAACUCAGCGCUUGCUGGACGGUUGUUUACAGGCCUUCGCCUUACGGAGGGGGCAUUUCUCAGGUUGUUUUUAGCGAAAUAGCCUUCAGGGGUGCCGUAUCGAUGAUACUAUCAAAUUGCGCAGCGCUCUGGGAGAGGAUCGUGCCGGUCCAGGCUCAUCUGGGAUUCCUCUGCUAUCACCGUCACGGCGCGACAUGGUGCUCCAAUAACCCCCGCCGCCUCUGCUUUCCCUCCCCCACCAAUGCCAAACCCUCACUCCAGCAAGAAAAGCCAUGUCCACGUCCGACUCAACGAGUCGGCUCUCUUUCUCCGAGUCCCCUCCGACCCAGAGAGCGCCGAUGAAGCGCCACAAGCCCCUGCUUCACUCCGCGGACUGCUCAUCGUGCACCUCACGAAACCUGCGCGCAUAUGCUCUAUUGACGUAGAGCUGGUGGGUACAUCGCAGGUGCAGUGGCCAGACGGCUUGGGAACACAUCACGUCGAGUACACGGACACUGCACGCAUCUACCAUCAGUCUCAGACGCUGUUCAAGUCGCAACCCAAGCCGCGCCGCGCUUCUUCGGUCGGGCCAGGCAUCUUCCUUGAGCAGGACGACAGCAGCCAGCCCAGCGUUAGCAAUAGCGCUAGCGGAAGCGCUGAGGGAAUGAUCGAAUCCGUGCCUACACUCCUCACUCCCCCUCGCGCACCCUGGGCCGAUGUCGUUCCCAGUCCUCCCUAUACCCCGACGAGGGAAGAAGCGGACGACUACUUCCGCCACCAUCCGCCACAGGCCUUCUCUACUACCCCCAUGGACUCCUUCCCCUCGAUCGGACAGUUGACGACCUCCCGCUCUAAUCCGAACCUAUCCCUCCCGCCACCACCGAACCUCUCCAUGCCUGGUGUCCGCCCUAGUCCCUCGGCUCCGGAAUCACGACGCAGUACGCCUUCCUCCACGCGGCAGUCCUCCCCAGUCAUCACCCCUUCGAGCUCAAAGGAAGCCGCACACAGCAAGCACGCCAGUUUCCACCCCCACUCCCACUCCCAUUCCCACUCGCGUUCGUUCCACCUGCCGCAUCUCCCCGUGCCACACCUCUUCUCUUCCUGGCGCCAAAAGUCGCCGAAGGUGGAGCACGCCCACUCGCAUGACCACGAAGAGACGCGGGGAGCGGACGACCGGCGUUCGCGUUCCCGCGCGGUGCGGUCCAAGUCUAAACCCCCACCUGCGACCGCCUUCGACGAAGACGAGGAAGACGAUGUUCUCCCACCGGAGCCUUCUUUGGGAUGGAAGGAGUUCCCUGCGGGCACGUACACGUACCCCAUCUCGUUCACUGUCCCCGGCAAUGCGCCGCCUUCGCUGGAGACGGAGUUUGGAUCAGUGGUAUGGAAGCUGAACGCGACUGUGCAGCGGCAGGGCGCGUUCGCGACGCGGCUGCACGAGUCGCAUACCGUCACGGUCAUCACGUGCCCGACCGAGGAUGAUACGGAGGAUACGGCGAACAUCAUCGUCGAGCGGUCGUGGCAUGAGCAGCUGCAGUACGCGCUCACAAUCUCUGCGCGCAGCUUCUUCAUUGGCGCGACCGUUCCCUUUUCGUUGACGCUAUUGCCUCUCACGAAGGUCCGUAUUCAUCGCCUUGCGCUGUUCGUUGAGGGUGAGUCCGUUCUGAUACUGCGCUUGCGUGUGAGGCUGACCCCCCGUCUAGAGCAAACCGUGUAUCUUGCGCAUCAAGAUGAGACCGCCCGCACCGACCCAGUGCUGCGCGUCCCACUCAUGAUGAUCAAGCACGAAGUCGGCGGGCCCAUCCUCCCCCUCGACGGCGACGUGCGCAAGUCCCCGUUGCACGUCCUCGCCCAGUCCAGCGCCGACGCCCAGCAAGAAGACCUCGACGACCUCGCGAGCACCUGGACGGGCCCGGGGCCCUGGCGCGUCAGUGGCACUGCGCGCGUGCCCAACCUCCUCCGCCCGACGAACCGCAACCGCCGCGCGGGCGUGAUGGUCACGCACGCCGCGAAGUUCCUCAUCCGCGUCGAGAGCGACCAGGAGAUGGACCCGAAGACGGGCCGCCGGAAGCUGUACGACGUGACGGUGCAGACGCCGAUCCAGGUGUUCUCCUCGCGCUGUGACCCGGGCGCGCUAUGUCUGCCGCAGUACAGCGAGGGGGCGGGGGGAAGGGAGGCGCGCGACGGCCGGACGGGCUCGGAUUCGUCCGAUGUGAGCAUAGCGGCGAUAGAUGAGGUGAAUGCGGACCCGCGGCAGAUUCCGAGUCUGGCGGGGGGUGCGCUGCAACACCUUUUCGGGCGCAAUGCGCACUUCGAGCGCCUUAUCGCCGGCCAAGAGAGCGAGUCGGGAGAGGCGCCGCCCGCGUACGAUAGGUUGGAAGGAUCGCGGCUUGCGUCGGCCGUCAGUGGCUGAAGGACUGGGCUGUUAUCAUCAAAGUGUUCGUUCACCAGGAUCGAAGGAGUUCCGACCACCAUCGAAGGAGUUCCCACCAACAUCGAAGUUCCCAGUAUCGGUUCACAGGUUGAGUUGUGUGAUAGACGGGGGUGGAUGAUCUUUGUACAUACAUGAUAUCUCUACUUACAUCAGGGUUCUACGAAACUCACUUUAGGUACGCGCUGUAGCAUAAUGGGAUGACCGCGACGACACUAGACUUUUAGACAGACAGACUGCAUAUUUACUUAGACUACUUAUGGAACACCACCCGACCUGCUCUUCUCUCUCGUCUUCUUGCGCUCAUGAAGUUCUUCUAAGUCCGCUAGCAGAUAUGAUAGACCAAGCGCGUCAAGGUCCUACGCCAAGCCUUUUUCUCGCCGAUCGAUCCUCCUUU